Williopsis jadinii is the source of this 654-nucleotide messenger RNA. RefSeq lists its product as uncharacterized. Bases 1 to 654 code for a protein of 217 amino acids. Gene Ontology annotation, molecular function: mating pheromone activity. The transcript has a single exon. NCBI's taxonomy places the organism in Eukaryota, Fungi, Ascomycota, Saccharomycetes, Phaffomycetales, Wickerhamomycetaceae. The record is from RefSeq and is a predicted model, not a curated record. Gene Ontology annotation, cellular component: extracellular region.
AUGAGAUUCUCCACUGCUUUCCUUGCUGCUGUUCUCUUGACCUUUUCUAACAGGGUCUCUGCAGACGUUUCUACCGAAACUGAAACUGAAGGUUCUGCUGCUGACGUUGAGUUCCCAUUCUCUGACGAUGCCAUCAUUGAGGCUGUUGCCCUUGCUGAUGACAUUGCUCCAAUCGUUUUGAACGAUGCUGUCUUCUUCGUCAACACCACGAUUGCUGAUGCUGAGUUGGAGGCCUCUGGUUUGUCUAAGCGUGAAGCUGAUGCUUGGAGAUGGAGAUACUAUGCGCUUGGUCAGCCAAUUGCUAAGAGAGAGGCGGAAGCUGACGCUGAUGCUGAAGCCGGUGCUGAUGCUGAUGCCUGGAGAUGGAGACGUUACGCUCUUGGCCAACCAAUUGCUAAGAGAGAGGCAGAAGCUGACGCUGAUGCUGAAGCCGAUGCUUGGAGAUGGAGAUACUAUGCCCUUGGCCAGCCAAUUGCUAAGAGAGAGGCGGAAGCUGACGCUGAUGCUGAAGCCGGUGCUGAUGCUGAUGCCUGGAGAUGGAGACGUUACGCUCUUGGCCAACCAAUUGCUAAGAGGGAGGCCGAGGCUGAUGCUGAUGCUGAAGCCGAUGCUUGGAGAUGGAGAUACUAUGCCCUUGGCCAACCAAUUGCUUAA